Messenger RNA from Stylonychia lemnae, 468 nucleotides. Lineage: Eukaryota; Ciliophora; Spirotrichea; Sporadotrichida; Oxytrichidae. The record is from the annotation of a GenBank genome assembly.
AUGCAGACCACCUCUUAAAUUGCUAAAUAAUUGACUAGACAAAGAUCUCUUCUUUAAUAAGCUAGCAGAAGUUUCUCCCAACAAACUUUCCUCGGCAGCAUCAACCCAGAUAGAAACCACAAUUUAAGAGUGAUGGCAACCCCAGAGUGGCCAGUUCCAUACUAUCAAAGAGCUUUCAGACACCCAGUCUCAGUUGAAAAGAGAGUAGGUAGCUUUGAGGCUGUUGUAAGCCCACUUCAUGAUUUCCAUGCUGUCUUGGCCAAGGAAAUUCUUAAGUCAUCUGGAAAGGGAUACGUUGUUGAGGCAAUUGAAAAUCACUACGAUUUAGCAACAUACAAAACUGAGUUCAAGGACUGCACUCAAUACUGCAGAGCUUACAUUGAAGACUUAGCUGAAGCUCUUGGAGUUGCUCAUGAACAAAAUUCAAGAAUCCUCAACGAGCACGACCUCUCUGAAUGCCUCAACUGA